GACUUCCAUGUAUACUUCGUAAAGAACGGCGUUGAACGGCAUUUUCGAAGACCGUGGCAGAAGCAUCUGAUGCAACAACAUGCAAUUUCUACAAAUGUCAAUUUACGUUGUUGUUUAUCUGUGUAUGUUCUUUUCGAAUGUCUAUUGCGAUUGCGAGAAGAAUAAUGGAUUCAGUAGUGUCAUAUCACCUACUUCUGAACUCAAAACUAUAGAUUCAUUCUUCUAUAUGUCUACCAAAGGACAUUUAACUAGUCCAGUGAGAGAGAGAAAGAAGAAUAAUCAAUCAUCUACAUCACAGCCAUGUAAUUGUACAAAACCAGAUGAACAAGACUCUCAGGAUGCAGCCUUUUAUAAACGUUUGAUUGCCAUUAUAAUAUCAAAUCUUAUGAUGCAAAAAGUUAAUGAAAAAUAUACUGGAAUACUUAAUAUAGAAGUGUCUUCUUUGGAUUUUGAAUACAUGCAGAAGUUUGUCGAUGGUCAAGGGUCUAUCAGAGAAAUUGAUAGAAUUCUCAAAAAUACGAUAAAACGAAGUGAAACAUCAAUAUGCAAUUAUAUGAUCGAGGCAUCUCAUUGUUUCAAUUCUUUUUUGGAUAAAACAUUAAUGUUAUAUAUAUAUUGUAAAUCAUGGAUAAUAGAUCAUUGGGACGUGAUUAUAAUCGCCUUUACAGUUCUAUUUAGUUUUAUAAUUUUGUGGAGGAAAAGAUGGUCUCGAAGUUUAUUCAUCUUUCUCACAAUUGAUGUUAUAUUUAUAAUUAGUUUUUUUAUAACUUGGUGGCGACUUAUAGAGGAAGCUGAAAUUAAAUUAACGGCAGCACAAGCACAAUUCGCAGAAAUGCCAAUUACUUGUCAGCCGCAUAAAAUGGGUCUCUGGGACAAGGCAAUUGCAUGGCUUUUUUCUACAAACGAUUGUGAAAAAUACUAUGAAACGAUUAUGGCGAAUCCUAAACUGCAAGUGACACCAGCAUUUGCAUUGACUUAUUUUCUUAGUAUGACUAUUUUCCAACCUUUAUCGUGCUUUGGACUUAUUAUAUCUGAAUUUAUAGAUAAUGCUACCGGUAAAUUAAACUUUAUCUGUAAGUUUCCUAUCACAAUUGCCCUUUUCUUGAGCAUCUGCGUGGGUAUAAUAUUGAUACCAUUAUCUUGGAUUGGCGGAUCUAUUAAUUUUGGUCUUGGACCAUUCUUCAAAUUUGGAUUAAAAGGUAGACAAAGUUACAACGAUCAAGAAGAACGCAUUGAACGGAUUCGUGAGGCUGUUUUAUCAAGGAAGAAGUUGAAGGAUUCAAAAAAAAUGAAACUAAUUGUGUUGAAACAAGAUAAUGAUCUUGCUGGAGGUGAUGCCAACGUGCAGCAUGUAAUAGAAAAAUAUACAAAAUAUCAAUGUGAAAAUGAUAAUGCAAAUAAAGAUGUGAAAUGUGUGAAGAAAGAAGAAAUAGAUCGCUAA
Cyphomyrmex costatus is the source of this 1441-nucleotide messenger RNA. RefSeq lists its product as uncharacterized. The coding region runs from base 80 to 1441 and encodes 453 amino acids. NCBI's taxonomy places the organism in Eukaryota, Metazoa, Arthropoda, Insecta, Hymenoptera, Formicidae. The record is from RefSeq and is a predicted model, not a curated record. Gene Ontology annotation, molecular function: chloride channel activity. The transcript has 11 exons. Gene Ontology annotation, cellular component: membrane; endoplasmic reticulum.